This is a messenger RNA of Brassica napus (rape), 3923 nucleotides long. RefSeq lists its product as uncharacterized. The record is from RefSeq and is a predicted model, not a curated record. The transcript has 3 exons. NCBI's taxonomy places the organism in Eukaryota, Viridiplantae, Streptophyta, Magnoliopsida, Brassicales, Brassicaceae. The coding region runs from base 2416 to 3501 and encodes 361 amino acids.
AAGUAGAGGAUGAGAUUGUUGAAUCUGAUGUGGAGCUUGAAAGAGACACUGUUGAACCUGAUAAUGAUCCUCCUCAGAAGAUGGGAGAUGCAUCACUGGAAGUGACUGACGAGAACCGUGAAGCUGCUCAAGAAGCUAAAGGCAAAGCCAUGGAGGCUCUCUCUGAAAAAAACUUCGAUGAAUCAAUUGAGCAUCCGACAUCAGCUAUCAUGUACGGGAAGUCGGGAACAUAGCUAGUGUCUACACUAAGCUGAAGAAGCCAAACGCUGUGCUAUUCGAGAUGCAAACGCUGCAUUGGAGGUACAGUGAGACUAAAGUUUUAUAAAAAAAAUUAAGAAGCCUUAAUUGAGUUCUUGCAUUAGAGCACUCAAACUAAUUGUAUCUUAACAAAAAAAUUUAACUUAACUUUAUUACUUAAGUAUUCACUAAGAGACCCAUUAGGGUCUCCAAAGGAAAGACAAUCAGCUAUUACUUUUAUCCUUGCAUUUUUGAUAUCAAAAACCCAAAAGUUUCUUUUUCGUCCAUGAAACUUUCUCUAACGCACCGCAUAACUAAUCAUCUUUUCAUCAGUUUUGGUUAACCACACUUCUUUUACUUGUAUCACAUGCAUUUAACUCACGUAAAAUUAGUUCCAAAAGUAUAUUACAAUCACGAGGGAAAAAAAGUCAAUCCCUUUAACAUUACUAACAUGAAAAAAUGAUUAGUACAGUAUCAGUGUAUCACAAUACUUACAAUGAUUGAUAAUGUCUUUCUAAGAACGUUGCCAUUUGUAACAAACUAACAAUUAGUCUAAGACAAAGGAAAAUGUGUGGUUCAAUAGUUUAUUCCUUACAAAUCUCGAAGGAAUCUCUCUUUGCUUAAUUACGUACUGUAGUGGGAAAAAAAAAGAGACGAGAUAUUAUUACUAAAUUCUUUAAAACUUAUACCACUAUUAUGUUUUUUUGGUGAUUUAGGACGCGCGAUGUACAGGGGCGGACCCACACUAUAGUUUAUGGAGUACUUGACACCGUAAAAAUACGAUAAAGUGUUGGUUUUGUAUAAGUAAUUGUCAAAAUUUCGGUAGCAGAGUCGGUAAAGUUCAGUGACUGAACCCCCAAAACCCAGUUUUGAAACCCACCAAUGUCACCUUAAAUUCUUUUGGGAAAUCUGUUUUUUCAGAGCAAAAAAAUGGUAACUAUGUCCCUUUAUACUAAUUUAUACUACUUUAUGUCCUAUUAGACUAUUUUUUUCCAAAAUGGCAGUAAUGCCCUGAAAAUUGUAAUUUUUUUAAAAAGAUAUAUAUUGAGUUCGACAAUGGGGAUCGAUCGAUCUCACUUUACAAGUUAUAGUUGAUCGAUCGAUCCCGAUCAUUAUUCAGAACAAAAAAAAACGCGAAAUAUAUACUGAUCGACCUGGUCUAUUUCACUCGAUCGGCGAAGGUCGAUUUACACAGAUCGACCGAUCUGUAAGAAUAGAUCGAUCAAUCCCGUGCCGAGGAAAGAAUCCCAAAUCGAUUUUUUUGGUUUUGUAUGAUUAUAUCCGGAUUGAUUCCCACUUGAUUUGAACCGACCAAGCAUGAUUUCAACUCUUUAAACUCGAUUUCUCUGGGAUGAAACCCAUAAUUUCCCAUUCACGAAUAAAGGGAGACAAAAUCAAAAUUCUCACCCAAGUUCAUUAACCCUAACUCACUCAAUUUCACUCUGAUUUGGACGAUUAUUUGGCCUAACCCCAUACAAUUUCUUGAGCUUUUUACGAAUCUAUCACUCUUUAGUUCGUUCUGCAAAGGUAUAAAACUCUAUCUCCACUUCUUUUUAGAGUUUGAAAAUAGAAAGGUAAAAGGUAAAUUUUUUGAGUUAGUUAGGAUGUUUAGGCUUCAAUCAUGUGUAAGGUGAUGAUUAGAGAAGAUUUUGUACACAAUCAUGGCUUAAAUCAUAUUUUUGGGAUAGAUCUAGGAAUUUUAAGUUUUGUUUUAAAAAAAAAAAUUAAAACACCAUAAAAUUAGGGUUACUUCUUAAAAAAAAAUUCCGAAAAUUUGGAAUUAAAUCUGUAAUGUUAAUUGUUGAGUUGCAUAGGUGUUGAAUCAUUGUCCAUGUCAAUUUACUCAGUUUUAACUUUGAGAACUCAUUUGUUAAGGGUUGUGUGCAGAAAAUGGUGAAAAAAGGAGGACCGAAAAAGACCAAGGAAACAGCACCGGCGGCAACAUAGACACGUGACACAACAGCUGCUUCGACCUCAGCGCAGCCCGAAAGUGAUGAGCCUCGGGAAGCAGCCCCUUGGCCUCGUGACCCAUUGACUCCAUUCUCUAAACUCCCUACAAUUCAUAACCGACAUAUCUCAAGUAAGAAGGAGCUGAGAGAACUUGCAUCCUACACACACCGCGAUUACUAUGCUAGUUGGAGUGAUUACCACUGCAUUCUCUACAAUGGUUUGCAGCAGAUGAGAUUGAAACCAACAAAGUUCAUCUGCGAUUACACUACAAAGGAGUUGGGAAUUGUGCGGGAUGUCAAAAAGAUGUGGAAAAACAUGGGACUUGGGACUCUUGGCUACAAUCCACAACCCCUAUAUCCAGACUUGGUUAUACAGUUUCUCUCUUCAGUUGAGUUGCACUACAAGUCCGAGGUAAACAAAGUUGCUAGCGAAGGUAAACUUACAUUCCUAUGUAGAGGACUGCUUUAUGAGAUGUCUAUACACGAGUUGUGUAUACUAUUCGGAUUUGAGACCCGACAUGAGGCAUGCUCUUUGCCCAAGUUCCCUUGUGCUUACUUGUUGUGGAGCAAGAUUGCAGACAGUUCUUAUGUAUCUCGGGAAGCUAAACUUGCAAUGCUCAGAAACCCGGUCUUGCGAGUGGUAGCAAAAUAUCUGGGUCAUCUUCUACUAGGAAAAUCAGAAGCAGGAUCACUUACUGAAGAUGAAGCGCAUCUUAUUCACUACGGGCUGCCAUUAGCUCUCAGGCCGACGUAUGACGUUGCAGAUGAACCUCCAGCAGAGCUUUCGGUAAACAUGAGAGCAUUGUUUGCUCAGAUGUUGUUUGAAAGGAAGUUUAGGAGUCUUCGUCCUCUUGACAGGAAGCCUUUGGAUGAGUCUAUUGGCAGUCUACUUACUCGGAUCUUCAUGCACCAUGAUAUUGAUCUUUCGGAUACUCCUUGUGUGGAUACGAUUGGCAGAUUUGAUGCCCAGUUCUUCCUAAACACCAAGAUCCUUCAUUCUGGUAAAAUAUACCGUUUUACCAUGCCUGAUGGGACAAUCCUUCAUUGCAAGCUUCCACAACCCGCUAUCACAUCUCUGACGUCUGUGGAGAACAUGAAGUUCAUGCCUUCUGCUGAAGUUCUUUACACGCCUCCUCCACUAGCUUCAAAACGUCGUUGUGGUUCUUCUUCUUCUGGUCCUACGCAGACACAAUCUGAGGAUGACACCAUCCCGGAUAUCUCAGUCAAUCAUACUCCAAACCCUUCUAUGGAGUAUUUGUUACCACCAUGUACUGGCCAGUUUGAUUCUGGAGCACCACCAUUAGAUGGUACAUAGCAGCAGCAGUUCACAUGGACUGCCGAUACAUUAGUCAAGCUCUCGACGAUGAUGCAGACUGUGUGGGGUGCACUUGCAAAAUUAGAUGUCCACCUACUCCUUCCUGCUGCCGCGCUCCAAAGACUUUAGAGGCAGCUGGUAUGACUAGAGACGACGCAGGAAAUGAACCAUCUGAUGAAGCAACCGAUGAAGAGCGAGGUUCACGCCUCCAUAGGAGCAGACGAGCACCAGGACAGAGUAGAAGCUGCAGUCCUGACGACCACCAAUGAUCAGUAUCAGUUAUAUCUUUCCAUUGUAUUCCACCGGUUUUUUAAAUUUUCUGCGCAUUUCGAAUUCGAAUCUGGAUUGUUUGCAUGUUUUAUUAGUCCAGUUUGGAUUAUAACUUUUAUAAAUUAUAUAACCUAUAGUAAGUUAUCAUUCUA